Molecule: messenger RNA, 4533 nt
Organism: Liolophura sinensis
Lineage: Eukaryota; Metazoa; Mollusca; Polyplacophora; Chitonida; Chitonidae
Product: transcription and mRNA export factor ENY2-like
Exons: 5
Coding region: 1-312 (103 amino acids)
Biological process (GO): mRNA export from nucleus; positive regulation of DNA-templated transcription
Cellular component (GO): SAGA complex; nuclear pore
Molecular function (GO): transcription coactivator activity
Source: RefSeq, a predicted model, not a curated record
AUGGCGGAUUUACAAGAAAGGCGCAUUAAGGACUCACAGAUGAGGGCGAAAAUCAAUCAAAGACUUGUGGAAACAGGGGAGAGAGAAAGACUGAAGGAGUUGCUGCGAACCCGUUUGGUUGAGUGUGGCUGGAGAGAUCAACUGAAAUCCAUUUGUAAAGAUGUUGUCAAACAGAAAGGACUGGAACAUAUUACAGUGGAUGACUUAGUGGCUGAAAUUACCCCCAAGGGCAGAGCUCUUGUUCCUGACAAUGUGAAGAAAGAACUCCUGCAGAGAAUAAGAACCUUCUUAGCACAACAGUCAAACAUAUAGCAAGGCAGCCGAUUGGAUAAGAAUUUCUUUCAUCAUAAACACACCUUACAAUGAAGUCUGAUCAAGUCCUGUGAUAAGACAUUGUUGCAUGAUAUUUUGCAUGAAAUCCACAUUUGGCUUACAGAGAUUAAAACUUGCUGUCAGAGUUUGAAUACUGCCUAUCAGUAAACCGUCAAGUACAAUGUAGCAUCUGUUAGACUGUAGAAAAUACUGUGUGUACUCAACAGUUGGCAUUUUAUAUGAUAAACUCACAGCAUCAGCAACAAAUUCUGGUGUCAUCAAUCACAUGCAGGUACAUGUUACAGCAUGGAAGUAAGAAAGAAGGAAUUUUGUGAUUUCAAGAGAAAUGUAAUACAUCUAAUUAUUUGUCAGUAAAACAUUUUAAACAGAUUAACCGUUGAGUCUGGUAAAGCUUCCAGUAGUGUUGUGGAAAAUGGUAUGGCAGGGCACGGGUGAUCGGUCUGAAAUAAUAAUGUACUUACAUACAGCUUGGAAGGUAAUGUAUGACAUCAUUAAAAAAGGUUUGUUUGAGCAAAAUCUGGCUAGUUACAUGUUCCUGGAGGGCAGUUCUGGUCAUUUUCCUAGUAGGGAAAUACUUUAUGAAUCCACUUGGAUUUUUUCGAAAUGCAUUUAUUGUCCGGGGAGUGGGAAAGAGGGGUACAAUUUUAUCCUGAUGUGCUCACAAUUUUUUUGUUUGGUUGUGAACACCCAAGAUGUAGUCUGUAGGUUAAUUGGUUUUGGAAAGUUAGUCACUGGGAUAAUGAAUCCAUACCAUUUUCAGUAUUUUUUGUGUAUUUUUAUGCAAACUGUAUUUGUCAGCAACUUAAUACUCAUGAGAAUAGAAUUUGUGCCUUGUCAUCGAAUCCAAGUUUGGGAUGUCGCUCAAUGAGAAAGAGACAGAAUGCCUAAAAAUGAGGUACACAAGCUGAGGGUUCAAUUCCAGCCUUAAACAAGCAGUUUGUUGAUUCACGUUCUCAUUGUGGGACAGCAAGCAGUGGGUGGCAUUCCUGGCUGUUAACAACACUCAAAAUAAAUUAGUCAUGGUGCUUUAUGGCCUGUAGACUAUGUUUUUCCCAUGCCAGCAACCAGUAGAUGGUCAUGGGUUUCCCCUCGGGUUAUGCCCAGUUUCCAGUCAUCAUAAUGCUAUAAUGGUCCUAUAAGUGAAAUAAAUAUACUUGAGUAUGGCGUAAAACACCAAUCAAAUAAAUAAAUAUUUUUCCCGCUAUUCUUGCGCACAGUGUGGGCUAUACUGUAAUACAGUGUGCAAAAGGGUACAGGAAAUGUGUUAAUGUCAUAUAUUCUAAUUAACACGCAGUAGAUGAAGACUUGGUAUAUUAUUAGUGAACACAUUGUGCAUGCUCUGACAUGUUUGAGGGCUUAUGAUUACACUAGGGUGUUUAUAUGACAAAUGACACUCCAACCCAUUUCGGCAUUUGUCAAGCCACUGAUGUCUUGUCUUAAUUUUGUGUGGUAGCACUGAGGGGAAAUUACAUGUAGGUUUAGAUACAUUCCCGUUCUCUUUAAGUUGAGAAGAAUUUGUCAGUAGGUUUAAGAAUAUCAUUUGUUAUUUUUUAGGCAUGUUGAAGAUCACAUAGUUGUCCAGAAGUUAUGAAUAUGUCUGUCAUUCUGCCAUGUAUCCUGUAGACAUGUUUACAGAAAAUGUUAUUCUUCAUCCCUUAACCCCUUGUACAUGUAAAAAAAUGAAUUACUGUUUACACAUGUAUAUGUCCAAUGUCAACAAAUGAAAAAUGAAUUGUAGGUCUUAUUGCAACUAUGAAUAUGAAUAAAUUUAAUGUUAGCUGUUGAAAAUGAACUAAAUCUUGAGGUUUAAUGACAUUACUGAUGGCUAAUGCCUGUUUACAGUGUGUGCACACUUUCACUGUUUAGAUUUGAAUAUUGAGGCAGCUUUCAGGCGUUAAAGUUCUUUGGUGUGUUCAUUGUUCUGAGUUUUAUCUUUGAGGUAGUUUUCCUAGUUGUGAAACCGCAAAUUGAGAAAAAGAAACUCCCUGUACUGACAAAAAACAAAGAUUAAAAGGAUUAAACAAGAAGUUCUAGUCAGAAAUAUGGUGUUAGCUAGUAAUUGGUUUUACAUGUAGUAAUAUAGGUAACCUAUAGAUAUAUGUAUGGAAUACAGAUCAUGAGACCACUGUAGUGACUCUUUGUGUUUAAACAUGUUGAUAGCAGAUCUGUAAUGUGAUGCAUGUGUAAACCAAGCCUGUACUAUGAUUAUAAUCUCCAUGCCAACAUGAUUUUUUAAGUUUUGGUGAUUAAAAGCAUGUGUACUUUAAUUCCUCAACCUAUUCGCAUAUAAGAGAGCAACUUUUAGUGCAAUUUAUACACAUUUCUAAUUUGUGUUUGGGGACAAAGCUACAUUGGUGGGAUGGGCAAAUUUCAGGGCUACAUAAAAAGUAAAAUUUUAUCAGUCUACACAGAAUAAUGCCUUCAGAAUAUGCCGGAACCAACACCUUACCAACAUGCGAAAGGUUGAAGAAUUACAGUAAAUGUUGAUACGUUUGGUGAAUGGAGUAGACUUGGAGUACCAUUACACAUCAGGUGAAUUUCGUUGAGAAGUAAAUGUACCGUAUAACACAGCCGUAGUCCUAACACUAUUGCUAUUAUAACGCUAUUCAUGAUACUAAUAAUGCAUGAAAGGAUAAAGAGUAAAUCAUUUUUAUGCAAAGAAUGUGUAUGAGUCUACUAUGCUGUUGAGAUUGUCACCGUGGCAACUUACUAUACAAUAUAAAAUGUAGGGCAUAAGCAAGCAUCUACAAGUGCUUUAUAUAUUUCAUGGAAACAUUAAGCCCAGCCAGUCUCCUGAAAUAAGUUUUCAUUCUUCCUUCUCCAUUGGUGCUCUGACAUCAGUCUUCCAAGCACUGGGGUGGGGGCUGUUAUUAUCACAUCUGUGUUAUAGAGACGUUUUCAUUUUGACAUUUUUUGUUGACUGCAAUCUGUUUGCAGCUCCUGUUGUGCAUUGGGGCAACCCGUUAAUGUAACUGUGUAUAUGUACUUGUAUGUUAUCAGGACGGCUAUAUAUCAAAUGUCGGUAUACAUGUACCAUGUGUCUAGAUCCAUUUAAAUAGUUUGCUAGGUAUGUAAAAAGAAUUACAAUCUUUUUUUUGUUUUGCAGUAUUAUUAGUAAUUUGUAUCACUGUGAACAGUACAUCCAUGUGAAGCAAACACAGCUGUAGGCCUGCGGUAUAGGUCUCUCUGUGUAAAUGUAGUAUGAUCAGCUCGAUUUGGACACCCCAGCAUUUUUGCUACCGUGAAGUACUUUAAAAUUUAAAGUUAAAUUAUGUAAACUAAUUUUCAUUAUAAGAAGGAGCAGCCUGUUGAUUGUUUUUCCACUGUAUAGUGUCACAUCAGUUUAGUUAAAUAUAUGAAUCUUGAUGAUUUGAUUUUGAUCAUAAAGUCUCUCUGGUUGUACUGUUAUAAAGUGGAAAAUUCUGAAAAUACUUGUGAAUGCUGAUGGUAUGAUAGCAUGUUAUAUGUACAUCUGUGUACUGCUGAUAGGUUACUGAGAACAGGUAAAUACUGCACUUGCUGUACGUCUAAUGCAAUGGAAUAACUUCCAUUCCUGAAAUUUAGCUUUCAGUGCUGUAUUAAGGUAAUGGUAUUCUUGUGCAGCUCAGGUGGUCACUAUCCGAGCAGAUUUAAAAUUUGAAAGACUGAAAUUUUCUAACAUCGUACAAGUUUCACUUUUUUUUUAGAAAAAUGAUACGUUAUUAGGGUUGUUGCCUGAAUGAUAUUCACAGCAUUUCACCUUAUACUGAACCAUUGCAGUAUUUUGCCCCCAAAAAAUGAACUCCAGAUAUUUAAGUAGUAAGUAGAAUGAUUAAACUUAGUAAUAAUGUCCACUUUGCCACUGUGCAGUUUUUAUAUGCUGAAUAUGUUGUUUGCUUUAUUUUAUACGACAACGGUUGUCAAGCUGAUUUCCUGUCGUGUGUGCACAAAACGUAUCAGUAAGUGAAUGAUUAACACCUCUUGGUAACUGUUUCACCAAUUGGUCACCUAGAAUCCAACACCUCUAACUGAAAGUUCAAAUCAUAUGCUUUCUUCACUUCAAGCUCACUUCGCACUAUUAUAGAAAUGUGCUUAUCAUACGUGUUACAAGUCACUUGGUUGUGCCUAUGUUUUCAGUUCAUUCCUAUAAAUGUUUAGAUAAAUGUUGAAUAAUGUCAUAUUAGAGAUGUAUUAAAAUGAAUGUAUACUGUAGUACUAGAA